AUGGCGUGGUCGCCGCUGCUCGGCGGGCCGCGGGCCGGGGGCGUCGGCCUUCUGGUGCUGCUGCUGUUCGGCUUACUUCGGCCGCCCCCCGCGUUCUGCGCACGGCCGGUAAAGUCCGCGCGCCCAGGCAGUGCGGGACUCGGUGUCCGGGUGUGCGGGGCUCGGCUGGCCGCCACGCCCUGCCCACCCUUGGCACCUGGCGCGGGCCCGGCCUCGCCCCGCCGGUCGCCUGUGGCGCUGUCCACGGGACUAGCGCGCAUGAAGGAAGGGGGUGCGCGCACCGGUCUCUGCCCGAGAGGCGAUGACUGGGGCGCGCCAGUUCGCCCGCAGCUGCUGCGAGCCUGGAGCACCCCCCGCACCAACGACCCCGCGCUGGGCCUGGAGGACGACCCCGACGCGCCCGCCGCGCAGCUGGCCCGCGCCCUGCUCCGCGCCCGCCUGGACCCCGCCGCCCUCGCGGCCCAGCUCGUCCCCGGCCCUGCCCCCGCCGCUGCGCUCAGACCCCGGCCCCCGGUCUACGAUGACGGCCCCACCGGCCCAGAGGCUGAGGACGCCGGCGACGAGACGCCCGAUGUGGACCCGGAGCUGCUGAGGUACUUGUUGGGGCGAAUCCUCGCGGGGAGCGCCGACCCCGAGGCUGUGGCUGUCCCGCGCCGCCUCCGCCGUGCCGCCGACCAGGAUCUGGGCCCCGAGGUGCCCCCUGAGGGGGUGCUGGGGGCCCUGCUGCGGGUGAAGCGCCUGGAGACCCCCUCGCCCCAGGCGCCAGUUCGCCGCCUCCUGCCCCCCUGAGCACCGCCCGGGUCCUGCGUACCCUCGGGCCCAGGACCACCCCACCCCAACACCCCGACUGCUCCCCGUCGGCACAUCGAGAGCGGCUUACCCCGUCAGCCUAAGACGCAGCUGCAGCCCUAGAACCCCAAGAUCCCCGCCUUUGGCCCCACAAUAAAUGCGAUCUGAAGCAGC
This is a messenger RNA of Odobenus rosmarus divergens (Pacific walrus), 963 nucleotides long. RefSeq names its product proprotein convertase subtilisin/kexin type 1 inhibitor (gene PCSK1N). Lineage: Eukaryota; Metazoa; Chordata; Mammalia; Carnivora; Odobenidae. Bases 1 to 789 code for a protein of 262 amino acids. Gene Ontology annotation, biological process: negative regulation of endopeptidase activity. The transcript has 4 exons. The record is from RefSeq and is a predicted model, not a curated record. Gene Ontology annotation, molecular function: endopeptidase inhibitor activity.